Cydia strobilella is the source of this 3048-nucleotide messenger RNA. RefSeq lists its product as uncharacterized. Gene Ontology annotation, cellular component: recycling endosome; early endosome; trans-Golgi network. The record is from RefSeq and is a predicted model, not a curated record. Lineage: Eukaryota; Metazoa; Arthropoda; Insecta; Lepidoptera; Tortricidae. Gene Ontology annotation, biological process: receptor recycling; endosome organization; retrograde transport, endosome to Golgi. The transcript is spliced from 4 exons. Bases 201 to 1211 code for a protein of 336 amino acids.
CAAAUUAAAGCCAUUUCAACAUUUCAUAGGAGAAUCAUCUUUAAAAAUAAACUAUUUAAACUAAAAUUGGGAAAAAUAUGUAAAACACAGUAUAAAUGCUUUUUAUGAAGUACAAUAAUACUGGCAUUUCUCGAAUAAAAUGAAAAUAGUAUUUAAAGGGUAACCUUAUAGCUGAGAGUGGUGUUCUACUGCGUGUCCUCAUGAAAUGCAACGUCCAUGAGCUCGCUCACUUGAGCGACCAGCCUUGUGUUAUUGAGGGGAGACUGAACUACAAAAAAGUCUCAAAUGGGGGUUAUCGCAAUCAAGCCGUGUUCAAGGAGAGGUGGUUUCGGCUCAUCAACAAUUACUUGUUCUACUUCAAAAUAAGUGAGAUGGGCAAGUUUGAUACAAAGAAUCCGGCUGGUGUCUUUGUUAUGGAGAACUCGUCUAUUCAGAUGGAGCAUGGGCCAAAUAUAUCAUUUUCUUUUUCUAUAUCUUUUAUCGACGAGCCAGAGAAGCGACACGUGUUUGCGGCGCGCGCUGAGGACAACGUCGUGCAGUGGGUCAUCAAGCUGCGCGAGUGCUCCUACGAGUACCUGCGCGAGCGCCUGCACACGCUGCAAUCCAAAAUAUACUCUAUUACUGGCAAGGACCCUCUACUACUAGUGCCGCGCAACGAGGGCGCGUGUCUCUGGGCGCCGGCCGUGCCCUUCUCCACGGCCCCCGCCUGCACCGUCAACAGCGGCUCCUUCAGCUGCCACCUGCACACCAGCAGCGCGUUCACGCUCGAGCGGAGCAAGUCCGACGCGAACGCGCAUAGACAUUUACGCACGAACAAUUCGACUUUUUACACCGAACAAACUAGUGACGAACACAAAAGUGAUACGAAAAUUUUCUCCCUGGAAAGGAGCAAAACGUCCGCGAUGUUUAAAAGUCACAUCGAGUCUCUGGAGGGGUCGAUAUUCGACAGCGGUAAGUCGAGCGCGAGUUGCGCGCCUCGUCCUCCGGUGCGGAACCGGCUGUGCCCGUCGGGGUCGGGAGCCCCGCGGCGCGAGGUCGGCGCCGACGUGCAGGCGCUGGCGGCCAGCGGGCGGCGGCGGGGCACGGCGGGCAUCCUCGGCGACGCGCCCGUGCCGCCGCGCCGCAAGGCCGAGCCCAAGCCACACCCACAGCCACAUCUUACCAGCGACAGUAGGCGACCGCAGGAAUCCGAAGAUCUUAUUCAAUUUUAGUCUAUUUGUAAUACUAACGUCCCAAGUACCCCACCUAGUUAAGUUACGGCACGCAGGCUUUUGUUGGUGUAGAGAUUAUAGAUAGGGUUUUUAAUAUAAUACUAAGAAAUUGUAUUUUGCCAGAUUUGUGAUAUUUGUAUAGUAGAAGAUUGUAUGAUAGAGCUUUGUUCGUAUUCAUCUAAAAAAUGAUUAUUGGUAUUUUUAUAUAAAAUUUGUAUCGUAUUUUUGUAACAUAUAAUAUAGCAAUAUUACUGAGGGCCCAUAUAAUCUUACAUGUAUUACCGAGAAACUUGUUAGGAACGUUUAGUUCAGCAAGGAAAGAGGAAAGUAGAAAUGUUCAGUAUUCUAGUCAAUGUACCCAGAACACAUUUGUCUAUAACGUGCUGCCUGCUCUAUUAAUCAACAUUAAUUAAUUGUAGAAAGUAUUAAACACGAGGCAUUUAUCGAACACUUGUUAUUCAUACAAGUUGUAUGUCAAUUUUGUCGUAACCUAGCUUUAUUUUGUUUCUACCUCUGUUAUAACAAUUUAUCCUUAUUCGUCAUUAGAUUACAAUAUUAAUGUGUAAAGCUUAGAGCACAUUUGCUUGUAAAAAUACACGACUAUAUCACAGUUUACUUUAAGUUUUAGUUUGUAUUGACUACUCAGUGCUCCUUAAUUUAUGAUAAAACCACAAUGCUUGUCAAGUUUAGUAAAUAAUCACUAAUUGUGAAACCCUCAUUCAAAUAAUCUGAAGUUGAAAACGAUUCGUUACAUUGUGCUGUAAAAUCAAAAUCACCAUUAUUAUCUUAUCAUCAUUCUGUCCAUAAUUCGCACUAAUAAUGUCAUAAUAGUUUGUCUGCAAUUUAGACAAUCUAAGACUUGCUUAGUUUGUUAUUUAACUAUACAAAUCAACUUAUCUUCCUUACAGUUUUUUUCCAAGUUACUUUUUCCUUGUAUGUAUUUUUGAUAUAACUCUGUCGAAUCAUGCCAGUUGAGGAAAAUAUAUAGGUAACCAAAGCGCGUUUUUAGUAACUAGUAGCCAUGGCCUAAUCAGAUACAUUAAGAGGAAAGUGGACGACCGCCUCUCCAUAAAAACGUAGGCCCCGUUUUCCUUUCUCGAUAUUUAAUUUAUGGUAAAUAUUUUUACACAAUUUGAUAACAAUUUUAAUGUAUUGACUUGUAAAAGAGCCAUUGAGGCCUACUGAAUACAUUUAUGAAUUUGAAUUUGUUUAAAUUUUAAUAUUAUAUUAACCAUUUUUGAUUAUUACAAGAAUUAGGAGCGAAAAAUAAAUUCCAUGCAAUUUUUUAAAGCUCUUCUCUUUAAUAAUUAGAAAAAUGGGGACGUUAGUACGGAGAAGCAAGCGGUCGCGCGCGGUCGUUCAUAUUCGUCUUAAUGGGAAUUAUGAGAGUUGAGUUUGCUUGCUUUGCGCCUACCAGGUAAAAUGUUCAAUCUAAAUGAAUGUCAACUAAAUUUCAUAUUGUAUUUAUAUCUGAAAUCAAUUAAUGUUUAUUUGAUUACCAACGUUAUUGCGUUCAUAUAACGUUUUUAUAAUAAGUAGGUAAUUAAUCAUUGUGACGUGUGACGAGGAAACUGUAACUUUAUUGGAAAAAAUUACCUUAUCUCGAUGUUUCAAGGUUAAAAGAUUGCCUAUUUUGGUAGGCACCAGUUUAAUAUUGAUUUACAUGCAACAAACAAUGUUAUGUGUAGGUAUUAUUGUUCCGGCCAAAUUUCGAUUAUAAUAUAAGCCUAGUAUUAGCACAAUGUCAAAACUUCAGCGUAGGAAGAUGUUAAUUAAAAAUUGGAAUUCUCUCAACUGACUCCACAAGACAGGCCUAGACUAGUGUGGAGAUCAUAGG